This is a messenger RNA of Trachemys scripta elegans, 5461 nucleotides long. RefSeq names its product family with sequence similarity 120A (gene FAM120A). Lineage: Eukaryota; Metazoa; Chordata; Testudines; Emydidae. The transcript has 19 exons. The record is from RefSeq and is a predicted model, not a curated record. Bases 442 to 3876 code for a protein of 1144 amino acids. Gene Ontology annotation, cellular component: nucleus.
GGCACGCUCGCGGCCCGGCCCCCCCGGGUGCUGCCCCCGAGGCUACUGUGUGCGCGGCGCGCCGGGCCCGUGAGUGGCAGCGGGGGCCGCCGCCAAGUCCCGCCUGUUCCGCUCUCCCUGCUGCAGGCGGCGGCGGGCUGGCUUCCUGCGCGCUGUGCCGCUCCCCCUCCCCCCGGCAGUAGGAGCCGCAGCGGCAGCAGCCCGGGUCCCUGAUCCAUGGCUCUGUGAGAGCAGCACAUGGCGGCCGCAGCUGCCAUGAGCCCCCAACUAAUCCACACAACUCCCCCCUGAACGGCCACCUCCAGCAGCAGCGCCCCCACCGGCUCCACCGCUCCCACCCCGCCCGCAACUCCAGCCACAGCCCAUCGCCCGGCCAGCACCCAGACCCCGCCGCCGGGCCUGCGCUCGCCCGCCGCCGCCGCCGCCCGCCCGGUCCUCGCCAUGGGAGUGCAGGGAUUCCAGGACUACAUCGAGAAGCACUGCCCCAGCGCCGUGGUGCCCGUGGAGCUGCAGAAGCUGGCCCGGGGCAGCCUCGUGGGUGGGGGCCGCCAGCGGCCCCCUCAGACCCCGCUGCGCCUCCUCAUCGACGCCGACAACUGCCUGCACCGGCUCUACGGCGGCUUCUACACGGACUGGGUGAGCGGCGGGCAGUGGAACCACAUGCUGGGCUACCUGGCGGCGCUGGCCAAGGCCUGCUUCAACGGCAACAUCGAGCUCUUCGUCUUCUUCAACGGGGCCCUGGAGAAGGCCCGGCUCCACGAGUGGGUGAAGCGCCAGGGCAACGAGCGCCAGACCGCGCAGCAGAUCGUCAGCCACGUCCAGAACAAGGGCACCCCGCCGCCCAAAGUCUGGUUCCUGCCGCCCGUCUGCAUGGCGCACUGCAUCCGCCUGGCCCUCAUCCGCUUCCACAUCAAGGUUGCACAGAGCAUUGAGGAUCACCAUCAAGAAGUAAUCGCUUUCUGCAGAGAAAAAGGUUUCCAUGGUUUGGUUGCAUAUGACUCCGAUUAUGCAUUGUGCAACAUCCCUUACUAUUUCAGUGCCCAUGCCCUAAAACUGAGCCGUAAUGGGAAAAGUCUCACAACAAGCCAAUAUCUGAUGCAUGAAGUUGCCAAGCAACUGGACCUGAAUCCAAACCGCUUUCCUAUUUUUGCUGCUCUGUUAGGUAAUCACAUUCUUCCUGAUGAAGAUUUGGCUUCCUUUCAUUGGAGUUUACUUGGUCCAGAACAUCCACUAGCCUCACUUAAGGUACGUGCACACCAGUUAGUUUUACCACCUUGUGAUGUAGUGAUCAAGGCUGUAGCUGACUACGUCCGCAAUAUUCAGGACACCACUGAUUUGGAUGCCAUAGCAAAAGACGUUUUUCAACAUUCACAGUCUAGAACAGAAGACAAAGUUACUCGAUUUAAGAGAGCAGUUGCAUAUUAUUCAGCAACUAAUAAACCUAUGCCAUUUCAUCCACCACAUUACCUAGCCAGAACAAAUCAGUUUGGGAUGCCUGGGAUAGUGCCACCGUAUGUUCCUUCUCAGAUGCUCAACAUUCCACAGACCUCUCUACAAGCAAAACCUGUGGCCCCACAGAUGUCCAGUCAGGGUGGAGCCCAAGGUCCGGGUCCAUACCCAUAUAAUCUCUCGGAGCCAGCCAUCACCUUGGAAGCAGGUGGGAAAAGUCUUUCUGAGCAGAACAACUACAGUAACAUUCCUCAUGAAGGAAAACAUACUCCAUUGUAUGAACGAUCCUCUCCAAUAAACCCAGCUCAGAGUGGGAGCCCCAAUCAUGUGGAUUCAACCUAUUUUCCUGCCUCUUCUACAUCAUCUUCCUCUGACAAUGAUGAAGGCAAUGGAGGUGCUGUGAAAACAGAUACAGCACAGAGAGUAGCGCUGAAAACUUCCUUGUUCUGCCCUACCAUUGUGCCUUAUCCCUUGCUUGGAGUGAAAAGCCAUGUCAGUGGGAACAAAAUGAGUUGGGAAAAAACAAGAACACAGUCGGAAAACCAAGCACAUGGAGGAGACCCAGGAGACCAAACAAAGGCAGAAGGUUCUUCGACUGCCUCUUCAGGAAGCCAGGCAGCUGAAGUCAAAGGGAAUCAAGCCAGUAGUCCACAAAUCCCAUGUCUGUUGUCAAUGCCCACCAGGAACCAUAUGGAUAUUACCACCCCUCCAUUGCCUCCUGUAGCACCUGAAGUAUUAAGAGUGGCAGAACACAGGCACAAGAAGGGAUUAAUGUAUCCCUACAUCUUUCAUGUCCUAACCAAGGGUGAAAUCAAAAUUGCUGUUUCUAUUGAAGACGAAGCCAACAAAGACCUGCCUCCUGCUGCUCUGCUUUAUAGGCCAGUUCGUCAAUAUGUUUACGGAGUCCUGUUUAGUUUGGCAGAAAGCAGAAAGAAAACUGAAAGACUUGCUUUUAGAAAGAACAGACUUCCACCAGAAUUUUCACCAGUGAUAAUUAAAGAAUGGGCUGCUUACAAAGGAAAAUCUCCCCAGACCCCUGAACUGGUGGAAGCGCUUGCAUUCAGGGAGUGGACCUGUCCCAAUCUGAAGAAGCUGUGGCUGGGAAAAGCAGUAGAGGACAAGAACCGAAGAAUGAGGGCAUUUUUGGCCUGUAUGAGAUCAGAUACACCAGCAAUGCUCAAUCCAGCUAAUGUGCCCACUCAUCUUAUGGUGCUCUGUUGUGUAUUAAGGUAUAUGGUGCAGUGGCCAGGGAUCCGUAUACUUCGUCGCCAGGAACUUGAUGCUUUCCUUUCUCAAGCGUUGUCUCCAAAACUCUAUGAACCUGACCAGCUACAGGAACUUAAGAUUGAGAAUCUGGAUCCCCGAGGAAUUCAGCUGUCUGCUUUGUUUAUGAGUGGUGUGGAUAUGGCACUCUUUGCAAAUGAUGCUUGUGGACAGCCAAUCCCAUGGGAGCACUGCUGUCCAUGGAUGUAUUUUGAUGGGAAACUGUUCCAGACCAAGCUCAUCAAAGCAAGCCGGGAGAAAGUUCCUCUCAUUGACCUCUGUGAUGGUCAGGCUGAGCAGGCUGCCAAGGUUGAAAAGAUGCGUCAGAGCAUCCUAGAAGGAUUAAAUUUCUCCAGGCAGAAUCAUCCACUCCCUUUCCCACCUCCACCUGCCAUGCCUUUCUAUCCAGCUUCUAUGUAUCCUCGGCACUUUGGGCCAGUCCCACCACCUCAGGGCAGGGGGAGAGGUUUUGCUGGAGUCUGUGGCUUUGGAGGCCCUUAUGGGGAAACAGUAGCAACAGGCGCUUACCGGGCCUUCCGGGUGGCAGCAGCAGCAGGACACUCCGGAGCCUUCUCUGGCAAUGACAACAACAGGACUAGCAAGUUUCAGGGCGGAGUCCAACCUAUUCCUUCUCAGGGAGGGAAACUUGAAAUAGCUGGCACUGUCGUCGGCCACUGGGCUGGAAGCAGACGUGGACGUGGUGGGAGAGGGCCAUUUCCUCUACAGGUGGUUUCUGUUGGAGGACCAGCAAGAGGGCGUCCUAGAGGAGUUAUUUCCACUCCAGUGAUAAGAACAUUUGGAAGAGGUGGAAGGUACUAUGGGAGAGGUUAUAAAAACCAGGGAGCAAUUCAGGGCAAACCUCCUUAUGCUGCUUCAGCAGAAGAAGUGGCCAAAGAACUUAAGUCAAAAUCAGAGGAAUCUAAAUCCUCAAUUGUGUCUUCAGAUGGAUCCCUGGCUGAAAAUGGAGUAGUGAAUGAGGAGAAGCCAGCUUCCCAGAUGAAUGGGAAUACAGGAGACGUCAGGGGUUCCAACCAGUCUGAAAGUGCCUUGAGUAAUGACUCUAAAAUGUGCAAUACAAAUCCUCACUUAAAUGCACUAAAUGCAGACAGUGUUUGCCAUAAAGAUGAUACUCUUGAGGCUGCUGUCUUAAAAAAAGAAGAGUAAACUUAUUUUUUAUAGAGGGUGAAGGAUGUUGGGAAGGGUCAGGAUUAGGAAUAUCUGGAAAGAAAGAGAGCCUACAGUUACGUACAUUUUUUCCUUUCCGUAAGAGAAAAAUGAGGACUUUGGAAAUUCGGAUCCCUCUUUGAUGUCAGAGAUUUAAACAACACAUUUUUAGUUUUAACCAGUUGUAGUCAAAAUGCUACAAUAAAACAAAAAAGAAAGAGAAUGAAGAGCAUUUGACUCCCGCACUUAAAAUGAAGUAUACAUAAAGUUUAAACUGGUUAUGACAAAAGCUUGUAGUUUUGUUUCUUGAAAUAUAAGGAAAACAAAUUUUGGCAGUCUUUAAGUAUAUAUAGCUUAAAAUAUAAUUUUUAGUACUUGGCACCAUAUGUAUGCCAUUAUAUUUGAUUUUGCAUUACUGUGUCACAAUAAAGCUUUCUUUAAGGCUUUGAUUUCAUGAUUAUGGGGGAAAAAAGGCACAACCACAGUUUUUCUUUCUUAAAUUUCAUCACUGUUGAUGUGGUUCUUUUGUGUUAAAAUGUGCAAACUAUCGAAACUAAAAAUUAUAGAGUAAUAUUGCAGUUCUGCUGAUUUUAAAUAUACAUCAUACAUACUUUACAAGGAAGUUAAAUGGAGAUAAACUUGAAAUCAUAGAAGAUACAAAUGACCUUUCAAAAUAAACACAAUGUGUUCUGAAACUUUUUGUGACUAAUACCAUGCAUCCGUGAUCAAUGAACUAUGUGGUUUUGAAUCAGACGUAGACCAUUAGUACUACUAUUUGAGCUAAACUUCUGCAUGGUUCAUGAUUUUUAAAGUGUGUAGUUAAUAUUAUGCAUGUUAUUGUCCUCUUUCUUCCAUUCUUACAAGUACUGUGCCCAUUUGCAAAACAAAAAGCUAAUAAUCAGUAAUAGUCCUAUAAAAGAUGUUAACUAUGUUUAGUCAUUGACUGAUCUUGCUCUAACCUUAAAAUUUUGUGAUUAUUGACCUCUGUUGCAUUUAUUCUAAAACUUAAAAAAAAAAAUUAUCUAGCCGUUUUUUGAAUAUCAACGUUACCCUGGUGUACUCAUUGCUGUAUGCAUUAUUGUUCUCUGUUGCUGUUUUAUGCCUUCAUAUUAGCAAAUAUGAAAUUCUGUGAAAAACAAAAAAAACAAAAAAAGCUUUGAUCUUCAAAAAAUACCCCCUUCUGUAGCAGGAAACAAAUGGCUUGUUCUUGAGAACUUUCCCAUCAAGAAUUUAGUAUAAGCAAAUAUACCUGUAUCAUUUUGAUGUUUUUGUUAGUGUUUCCAAACUUAAUGUACUUCAAAAUCAGAAUCAUUUCUUUAUAUUCGUUUUCAUAUAAUUCUCCUGAUGCUCUUCAUCACACAUUAGUGAUCAGAAAUGAGGUGUAAUUCCCCAUUCCCUGCCCGCAAGAGCUAAGUAGGUAUCUUAAUGUAAGUUGAAGGGAGUUCUGCCCCAACUCAUGGAUUGUGCAAGAAUGAACUACUGUUGGGUUUGAUUGGUUGUAGAUGGAUUGUGGUGUGGUGUAUUUGAAGGCUAUUGAAUGCAACUUACAAUGCUUAAUAAAAAUCUUUAUUCUUUUAGUAUAAAA